AGAAACGUGUGAAGAGCUCGGUUUGAUUCAGCCUUCUACGUUACCGUAGACACUUCGGUAGACACGGCCCUCUUUUAAAGUUCCUGGGGGAAGAGUGGAGGGACCCGGACAAGCCGAAGGAAAGGGGCCAAGCUUGAGCAAGGGGAUACAUAUUUACACAUUAUUCACCCCCAGGAGGACUCGCGUAUAACCGAAGACAAGCUAAGGUGCAACACGGAAAACCAAGGUCUUGACUACCCGAGAACGUCAGAAAAUAAAGAAAAUGGCGGAGCCAGACAAAUUAAACAUCGACUCUAUAAUUCAGCGUCUCUUGGAAGUCAAGGGCUCUCGACCGGGGAAGAAUGUCCAACUGACAGAGGGUGAGAUCCGUGGCCUUUGCCUAAAGUCCCGUGAAAUCUUCCUGAGCCAGCCAAUCCUGCUUGAACUAGAAGCUCCCCUCAAAAUCUGUGGUGAUGUCCAUGGUCAGUACUAUGAUCUGCUCCGACUGUUUGAAUAUGGAGGCUUCCCCCCAGAAAGCAACUACCUGUUCCUGGGUGACUAUGUAGACCGAGGGAAGCAGUCACUGGAGACUAUCUGCCUGCUUCUAGCCUACAAGAUCAAAUAUCCAGAGAACUUUUUCCUGCUGCGUGGAAACCAUGAAUGCGCUUCUAUUAAUCGAAUCUAUGGCUUUUAUGACGAGUGUAAGCGACGGUAUAAUAUUAAGCUGUGGAAGACCUUCACAGACUGCUUCAACUGUUUACCUGUGGCUGCCAUUGUAGAUGAGAAAAUCUUCUGCUGUCAUGGAGGCCUCUCUCCUGAUCUUCAGACUAUGGAGCAGAUCCGCAGAGUAAUGCGACCCACAGACGUGCCUGACCAGGGUUUGUUGUGUGACCUGCUGUGGGCUGAUCCAGACAAAGAUGUGCUUGGCUGGGGUGAAAACGACCGUGGUGUCUCCUUCACAUUCGGGGCAGAUGUGGUUGCCAAGUUUUUGCAUAAACACGACAUGGACCUAAUAUGCAGAGCGCAUCAGGUGGUAGAAGACGGUUAUGAGUUUUUUGCAAAGAGGCAACUUGUCACCUUAUUCUCUGCUCCCAACUACUGUGGAGAGUUUGACAACGCCGGUGCCAUGAUGAGUGUGGAUGAGACACUCAUGUGCUCCUUCCAGAUUCUGAAGCCAGCAGAUAAGAAAUUGUAUCCUUAUGGCACAGGAGGAAUGGGAUCUGGGAGACCGGUCACCCCGCCGCGAAAUUCAGCCAAGGCCCCCAAGGCCAAGAAAUAACAGCCGCUGGAUCCCCCUCCCACAACCUGCCACCUUCCUCUCUGCCCAACACUUUAUUUUUUAAAUUUUUUUUCCCUCUCUACAUCCCCAGACUUGUUUUUCCCUUGUCACCAUACGGCGAGAAAGCAGAAAAGUGUCGGGUUCAAUCAUGUUUUUUUUCUCUAAAACAAUUUUUAACUGUUUGUUUGGCUGUUGGCGUGCUCUUUUUUUGUGUGUGAGAGUGUGUAAAGAAAGUGAGAAUGAUAGAGGAAAUUGCUGUAUUCUGUAUGUAUGUUUAUUUUUCUUCCUCCUGUACCCUCUGUUCUGUUUUCCUGUUGUAAAUAUGGGUUCUUGCUCAUCUGUGAUGUAAUGUCAAACCUGGGUGCAGGGGAGGAAGGGAAGGGGGGAGAGAGAAAGAGGAGCCUUAGCGGUUUAUGUUAAGGCCCUGCUGUUUAAUGCUAAACACAAACUUUUGUACGUGGUGUUUUAGAGGUCUGUGUGAUGGAUGGGUGGGGGGGAUGGGAUCAAGUUCCACGGUCAAAUGGUAACGGCACAUACCACACGCACUGGGCGCACAGGUGGAUAUAUGUGCAGGUGAAUCUUUGAAUGAAAUGAGAUCAUUUUUUUUUCUCUUCCCUUUCGAAAACCAAUGAUUUGAGAACGCAGUCAUGGAUGUGAAAUAGUUUCCCUUCUAUUUCUUUUCUUUUUCUUUUCUUCUUUUUCUUUCUUUUUUUUCUUUUUUUAGAUACAUGAAACUGACAUGAGUUCAUUUCCUUUUUUUUUUUUGUUUUUAGUUCACUAAAAGUUAAAGAUGAAUAAAAAUAACCAUUUAUUUGAGUCAUGCCAUCAUGCUGAUCACUUUGUGUUUGCCAUUGCUUUGUCAUGUUCGUCAGCAACCUUUGCCAUGCAUAGUGGCUACGCUUGUCUUUUGAGUGUGGAAUUGACCAUACAGCAGCUUAAAGAGAUGUCUUAUGAAUUGGACUCACCAAAAUGUAGAUGCUGGAAAGUGUAAAUUUGGGCCAGUUUAUACUUCAUUAAAACAAAGUGGCAUUUCACACGUUGCUAUAGUGUGAUAUAGCCAAAGAUGAUGAUCCGUGACUAGGAGAGGACAGUCGAAAGCUGGUCUCGGAACCAGAUGUUGCCCGUUUUAUCACAAAAAUAGAUAUUUGAUUAGAUAACUCUUCAAUUCAAAAUUUCUUUUUUUUUUUCUUCCCAAAUGAUUGUUGGAUGAAUAUGAAGUGCAGUUAGUUAAUGAACUUAGCAGGAAGAUUUACAGGGUCAACAAGUGAAUGGUUCUGUCACUGAGCUUGUGUUGUUCAAUGCCUCACAACACUCCAGAAUUUCUCACAUAUAAUACAGUAUCACCAUGUGCUAUUCAUGGUCCACAAGUAGACACCACUAUUUAUCUGGCAUUUAAUAUGUAGUGAACUUGAACAGAGUAUACUCUAGACGCCUACUGUACUGAGGAGGAAGUGGUUUAAAGGUUUUCCAUAUUCUGUGAUCAAAGGCAAAACUAUCAAAGGGGGAUGAGAUGGUGAAUCAUUGCUCUGACCUUUCCAGUUUGAAGUGCUCUGUUUAAGACCACUUCAGUUGAGUCUGUCAUAAAAACAAAGCGUGGGCUUAUUUUAAUUUAAACCCACACCGAAUGAGGGUUGCAUGGAAGCUAUAACUGGAGCACUAAACAGCUGUGUUUGGAUGAAACUAAGUAAUAGACAGUCCUUUAAACUUGAUGGGGAGUCAGAGCACAAAAUCAUUGUUUUACUAUAAACAUGAAAAUAUAUUUAAGGUAAUCAUGUACAUUAAAUUCCCAGUCAGUCUACUUUAACGUUUAGGUUGUGACAGGUAAUUCCCAGGUGAACAGUUACCACUGUAUAGAAAUUGGUAAAUAAUUUUGUAUGCUUCUGAUUGUGCUGUGUAAAUGAUGUGAGCAAGAUAAUUGCAAUUGCUUGUGACAGCAAUCCUCAUUCUGACUUGCUUUAUUUUAGCAGCUUACUGUUGAAAGAAGCAUAAAGAGCCAUAGACGGAGAGAAUCAAAUCAUUUAAAAAAAUAUAUAUAUAAAUGGAUCCUCUGCCAACUGUGAAACCCAAGACAUCACAGUCACGCUGACUGAAUUCAGAUUCAAAAAUAAACUUUUUGCUUGUU
Perca flavescens (yellow perch) is the source of this 3380-nucleotide messenger RNA. It is a transcript of the gene ppp1caa, whose product is annotated as protein phosphatase 1, catalytic subunit, alpha isozyme a. The transcript has 8 exons. NCBI's taxonomy places the organism in Eukaryota, Metazoa, Chordata, Actinopteri, Perciformes, Percidae. Gene Ontology annotation, molecular function: protein serine/threonine phosphatase activity. The record is from RefSeq and is a predicted model, not a curated record. Bases 263 to 1258 code for a protein of 331 amino acids. Gene Ontology annotation, cellular component: cytoplasm; nucleus.